Rotaria sordida is the source of this 621-nucleotide messenger RNA. The record is from the annotation of a GenBank genome assembly. NCBI's taxonomy places the organism in Eukaryota, Metazoa, Rotifera, Eurotatoria, Philodinida, Philodinidae.
AUGGCCGGACGAAAGAAAGUUUUACUUAAAGUCAUCAUUUUAGGUGAUAGUGGUGUUGGAAAAACAAGUUUAAUGGGACAAUUUGUUUCACAUAAAUUUUCUAAUCAAUAUAAAGCAACAAUAGGUGCAGAUUUCUUAACUAAAGAAGUACAAAUUGAUGAUCGUCUAGUAACAAUGCAGAUAUGGGAUACAGCUGGACAAGAACGUUUUCAAAGUUUAGGUGUUGCUUUUUAUCGUGGAGCUGAUUGUUGUGUACUUGUUUAUGAUGUUACAUCGGCCAAUUCAUUUACCUCAUUGGAUAGUUGGCGAGAUGAAUUUCUUAUUCAAGCUGGACCUCGUGAUCCAGAAAAUUUCCCAUUUGUGGUUAUUGGUAAUAAAGUUGACCUCGACAAUCGUGUGAUUCAAUCACGUAAAGCACAAAAUUGGUGUUCAGAAAAAUCCAAUGUACCCUAUUUUGAAACAUCCGCUAAAGAAGGUAUCAAUGUUGAAAAAGCAUUUGAAACAGUUGCACGUAAUGCAUUAGCACGUGAAAAAGAUAUUGAUCAUCCGUCUGAUUUUCCAGCACCUAUUAAAAUACCUGAAAAUAAUCGACCAACACAAUCAAAUGGAUGUUCAUGUUAA